Molecule: messenger RNA, 2975 nt
Organism: Cydia fagiglandana
Lineage: Eukaryota; Metazoa; Arthropoda; Insecta; Lepidoptera; Tortricidae
Product: ras-related protein Rab-33B-like
Exons: 5
Coding region: 123-791 (222 amino acids)
Molecular function (GO): GTP binding; GTPase activity
Source: RefSeq, a predicted model, not a curated record
GAUGAACUACCAAUUUCUUUAUUUAGUAGUAGUAUACUGAUAAUGUAAAUAACGGGGUAUCAAAAUAUUGAUGUUUCUGUUUCAUGAUCCUUUUUAAAAUAAUUAUCGGAGUCUAAAUUACCAUGUCGGAGUCUGCAAGCCAGCAAGUACCAGGGCUAAAUCUUAAUAAAGUGUUUAAAAUCAUAGUUUUAGGCGAUUCGGGCGUGGGAAAAACUUGUCUUACAUACCGUUUCUGCGAGGGUCAAUUUUUAGAUAAAUCUGAGGCCACUAUCGGUGUCGACUUCAGGGAGCGAAUUGUUCGCAUAAACAAUGAAAACAUAAGGCUUCAACUCUGGGACACGGCGGGCCAGGAACGCUUCCGCAAGUCCAUGGUGCAGCAUUACUACCGGAACGUACAUGCUGUAGUCAUCGUGUAUGAUGUCACCAAACCAGAAACAUUCCAUUCCAUUGCAAGCUGGAUGUUAGAGGUAGAGAGCCACGGGCUCAUGAAGUCACCCCGGGUGCUGGUAGGCAAUAAGUGCGACUGCGGCACGGCCGAAUCGCGUCUCGCCACCACAUACGCGCAGCGGCUCGCCGACAAGUAUGGGAUGCCGCUUUUCGAGACAUCAGCUCUUCUCGAUGCUGAAUGCGGGACCGUCGAGUCAAUCUUCAUGACGCUGGCUCACAAACUGUACUCUAAACAGCCUCUCAGGGUCAUCAGUGUCCAGGGCGAAAACGGGCCGGGAACUGUAAACCUAGCACGCAAGAAACCGCGCACCACUCCGCCCAACGAGAGCUGUCUUUGCAGCUAAACCACAAGUCCAUCCACUAUGCUGUUAGAGACGUAUGUCUAAUUGGUUCCUUUUUAAACACGACAAAACAUCUUUAACCCUUUACCAGGCUAAGGGAUAUAUAUUUCCCACAUACAGCACUUCAAAUUUGUGUUCUAUUUUCGAUUAGUAAGACUGACAUUCGAUUGUCAUUUUUCUAAUGUCAGCCAGUAAAGGGUUAAAUAAAUAUCUUUAAUUUGAAGAACACAGGCUUCAUAGUUGUUAGUAUCAGACAACUUUAAAACCCAAAAUAAGGGUUUUUUGAAAACAUAGAGAUUUUUAAAAUUCUUUGAAAGUCACGCCUAUCGUGUGCGGCAUCGUGAACCUUGCUAGAAUGCACGAAGGUUGAUUUUGGGCUGCAGCCGCGCGCGUCUGUUGACGUGUUUGACGGUCACAGGCGGUUUGGCGGUCAAAAUCAAAAUGGUACAGGUUUUUAACUGUUUGAAAGCCACGCCUAUCGUGCCCGGCAUCGUGAACCUUGCUAGAAUGCACGAAGGUUGAUUGUGGGCUGCAGCCGCGCGCGUCUGUUGACGUGUUUGACGGUCACAGGCGGUUUGGCGGUCAAAAUCAAAAUGGUACAGGUUUUUAACUGUUUGAAAGCCACGCCUAUCGUGCCCGGCAUCGUGAACCUUGCUAGAAUGCACGAAGGUUGAUUGUGGGCUGCAGCCGCGCGCGUCUUUUGACGUUUUUGGCGGUCACAGGCGAUAUGGCGGUCAAAAUAAGGAUUCUUUAAAAAGGUACAGGUUUAAUGGGGCCCGCUGACUAACACAGUCCGCCGACCGGAAUCUGCCUGUAAGUUGUUCGAAGCUGUCAAAAUUUUGUUCGAACUGACAGGCCGAUACCGUCCGGCGGACUGUUAAUCAGUGGGCCCCUUAAGGGUCGGUAAUGCAUAUGGAUAUGUACGAAUACCCCUGGAAUUGGCAUACGUAGGGUUGAUUGUAGUUUCCCGCGGACCGCUAACAUGGUAUUAAGGUGACCACUGACAAGCCUUCCAACAGUCCAAAUAGCGUGGCUGCAAUCCAAAAUCGGUCCGUGAAUGUCAAAAACGUACAACGUUUAAUAUUAGGAUGCCGUCCAUUUGGAUGAAUCCAUUGUAACGGCAUCCAUUUGGAAGGCUCGUCAGUGGCCUGCUUAAUACCACACAGGGGUACAAAUUAAUUUCUUAAGUUGAAGACCCUGUUGCACCGACCACUAUUGACGGAAUGAUUAACAGUAGAUAUAAAUGAAAAACGAUUUUAAAUUAGUAUUCAUCAAAACAUGAAUACCUGUAUAGCAUAGAGGUAUAUAUUAUGAGGUGCCAAAAUAAUAUGAACGAAUAUAAUAAUUCUUAUUAUAGCUACACCUAACUAUUUAUGACAAGAAUUGUCAGGUCGGGGUGGUAUUCCAUCUGUCCAAUGUGUAUUGAGUCUCACAUUUUGCUUAAUGAGAGAGUGAGACGCAAUGACAUUGGACAAAGGAACUGGACAGGUGGAAUAAUACCACCCUUAGUGAUGUUGUCUAUGAAAUGCUCUCUUGGUGGAUGGUGGAUCGUUAGAAGCAUGCAGGGUCCUAAUAGUGCUAGAUAUUUAUGGGGUCAAAAUCGCUGCAGACUUUUCUUGGUCUAACUCUAUAAAUAAAACGCCAACCAUGCAAUAACUGCUUUAGUAGAUACUCUGACAUGUAAUCAUAAGAUGUGCCUUUCAAAAUAAGUGAACAAAAGUUUGAACUGCCAAAGAUCUUCAAAUAGGAGAGAGAACAUGUAGGAAGUGGCCGAAGUGGUCCGAUCUUGCGGUAGAUAUUGAAUAAUUAUGUGUCAGCGCCAUCUAGUGAAAAAACGGCAAUUAAAUAUCAAUGCCAGUGAAUGACAAUUCAUAUAAUAGGGAUGUACAUAUUGUACAAAUGAUUAUUGAAUUUGUCUUAAAAAAGACAUAUAGUAACAUACUACAUGAAUAGCUUUAUAGCCCUAUUCAAUUUAUUCAUACCAUCAUAAAAUUUAAUUAUGCAUUUUAUUUGUAAAAAAACUUGAUAUAAGUUGAAUGUAUACAUCUGUUUUAUAGGGUUAAUAAAAUUUAAAUCAAAUUGGCAUAUGUCAAUUGUAUUACUUAUUUUAUAAUUGUAUUUUAGAAAUAAACCAAAAUGUUAUUUAUUUUCAGAUUUAAUUGUGAGAAAUAAAAUUAUAACAAAAGU